UCGACUAAUCAACUUCACAAUGUUUUUGUUUGAAGUGCAAGCAAAAGUGGAAAUGGGACUGCAAGUGAAUUGAUAUGGAAUGACAAAGAGUGAUGACAAGAGGAAGAGGUAGAAAAGGCGGGGUUAGCUACCUGGUUCCAUGCUAGCAUGGGUGAGAAGAUGAAGUGCAAAUCUUUUCUAUUAAAACCUGACCCGUUUUGAAGCCCUCUCCGCGCUUCCCGCGUACGGUGGCGCGUGCGCGCCGACGCGUGCGCGGUGUUUCGGACUCGAGGCCUUUCUCCAACUCGCUUUUGAACCUCGGUCGCGUCCACCGGUCUUCGGCUGCUCCCAACCCUGGCCAAGAACUCGCAGCCCUGCCUCCAUCCCGUGGUGGGCGCGGAUGGCGGCGGUGAGCGCCGGCGCAAGGGCGGCCUCGGCGGCGGCGAAGAAGGUCGGCGCGGCGGAGGCGUCGUCCGGGAGGAGGGAGAAGUCCUCGUACCCGCCGGGGCAGCGGAGCGGCGCCGCGUGGACUGGCACGGACGCCGGUGCGAGGGCCGCGAAGUGUGCCGUGGUGACGAUGGCGGCCGUGGUGGUGGCGGCGACCUCGUGCUCUGUACCGGCGGCUGCGGAGGAGGCCGCUUUGGCCGCGAGCGGGGCGAAGUGGCUGCGCUCGAGGAAUGGCACGAAGACGAGGUGGAGAGGCGAGCGGGGCGAGGUGGCUGCGCUUUGUGGUUUCUGUAGUUCUAUAUGCAUUAGGUGGCACUAGGGUCCAGAUUCAGAAUAUGAGUACUGACAAGAAGUCUUGAUAAAGGAGAUGGACCCAAAAAAAUUUCCUGGUUUAGAUUCAUUGGUGUCCUAGACUCGAGGUUCGCAACCCAGAGAGCAGAGCAAUGGACUGAAGCAACCAAUUGCCAAAUUCUUUGAACAAGGUAUUAGUUAUUUAUUCUUUUAUAGGACCUGCUUGAUCUGCCUACUUCCUGUAAUUUUGUAGAUGGUGUGCAAAAGGAUUUAUUGUCCUAGCAAGUUCAGCUUUCUCAUAAAUUAAAAUACUACCUGUUCGUAUGUACUACUUCUAGCACAUUAGACUGCAAGGACACUUGUGCAGAUGCACUGUUUCUAACAAUAUGGAAUAUGUUGAAAGUUUUUUUCACACAAACAAAAAAUGCUACCUGUCCCACUGUGCUAUCUUUAAGAACUAAGAGGUUGAAGUCUAUGCAUUAUUGCCCCUUUCUGGAUUCUGAUGAUGUUUAAGAUAAGUGUCAGCUUCUGAUCACUUGACUACUUUAUUGGUACUCAUACCUGUUAAAAAGCUUACUGCAAAAUGUUGUCGUGAUCUUUGUGCCUACUUUGCAUAUCACAUAAAUUAGCGGAUAAGUCACAUAGGAUUACAAACAUAGCUCUUUAUAUAGUGAUGAAUUUCUGAGGAGACUAAGUGGUCCUAAACCUAAGUACUCCUCAGAAAAGGAGUACUCGUGGCAUGCCUGUUACUCCUUGCCCGCAUUAUGUGAAUGCUAGCAUGUGAUAAAAAUACAAGUCAUGUAAAGUUCAAGAGCUGAUCACAUUUAAUA
Molecule: messenger RNA, 1547 nt
Organism: Zea mays
Lineage: Eukaryota; Viridiplantae; Streptophyta; Magnoliopsida; Poales; Poaceae
Exons: 2
Coding region: 380-745 (121 amino acids)
Source: RefSeq, a predicted model, not a curated record